AUGAGAGAGGUUUCAGCCGGCUGGUCAGAUUGUCUGGAUGGGAGAUGCUAUGAUGGGAGAUGCUAUGACAUCGUCUCCAGGUCCACUGCACUCAAUCCAAUCCCUGUACUUCCAUUUCUGAAAUUGGACCGGAUUGAUCCUUUUGCCUUUAAGUUCCAGUUCAAGAAUGUGGAAUACUCCUCGGGCCGCAACAAGACCUUCCUGUGUUACCUGGUGGAUAAAGGGAACACAGCUGAUGGGCUGCUGAGGGGCUACCUGGAGGAUGAGCAUUCCGGGUCUCAUGCUGAGGAGGCAUUUUUCAUACAGUGCUUGCCACACUGCGACCCUGCACUCAAAUACACAGUCACCUGGUAUGUGUCUUCCAGCCCCUGCUCUGCUUGUGCAGCAAAAAUAGCUGAAGUGUUAAAGGCCAGGAAAAACGUCAAGCUGAGCAUCUUUGCUGCUCGGCUGUUUGAGUGGGAGGAUACAGAGAUCCAGGCCGGGCUGAAGGCCCUGCACGCUGCUGGGUGUAAGCUGAGGGUGAUGAAGCCUCUGGACUUCUCCUAUACUUGGGACACAUUUGUGGAGAGCGAGGAACAACCUCUGAACCUGUGGGAGGACUGCAAAGAAAACUACGAGUAUUACCACGAGAAGCUGGCUGACAUUAUACAGUGACCACAUGUUUGAUCCACAUCCAUCAA
This is a messenger RNA of Micropterus dolomieu (smallmouth bass), 680 nucleotides long. Its product is annotated as C->U-editing enzyme APOBEC-2-like. Gene Ontology annotation, biological process: cytidine to uridine editing. The coding region runs from base 1 to 654 and encodes 217 amino acids. The transcript is spliced from 5 exons. The record is from RefSeq and is a predicted model, not a curated record. NCBI's taxonomy places the organism in Eukaryota, Metazoa, Chordata, Actinopteri, Centrarchiformes, Centrarchidae. Gene Ontology annotation, molecular function: RNA binding; cytidine deaminase activity. Gene Ontology annotation, cellular component: cytoplasm; nucleus.